Messenger RNA from Eruca vesicaria subsp. sativa (arugula), 2555 nucleotides. The record is from the annotation of a GenBank genome assembly. NCBI's taxonomy places the organism in Eukaryota, Viridiplantae, Streptophyta, Magnoliopsida, Brassicales, Brassicaceae.
AUGCAGCCUCUACUGCUCACGGACGAGAGGGUACGCAAGGCCUGUGAGAAAGCAAGGGAACUGAAGAUUCCAGAUGAGAAGACUCUGCUUGUUCUUAGGAAGCUGUUGAGAGAGAAUGGUGGGAAUUGGGGUAUCAUCAGACUUGAUAACUAUACUGUAUUGAUUGAUGCUAUUUACUCUCUUGAUGAAGAAGAGAAUGAGAACCAAACUGAAACUUCAUCUAAUGCUGUUAGAGGGAAGAGUGGUGUUGUGAAGAGAAGUGAGAGACAAAGUGAAGGUUCAUCUAAUGGGAUUAGAGGGAAGAAUGGUGUGGUCAAUGUCAUUGACUCUCCUCCUAGUGUUGCUCUUAAGAAGCAAACAAAAAUUUCAUCUUAUGGCAGUAGAGGGAAGAAUGAUGUGGUUAUUGAUCCUUCUCCUAGUGUUACUUUGAAGAAGCAAAGUGAGGGUUCUUCUUAUGGCAAUAGAGGGAAAAAUGCUGUGGUCCUUGACUCUCCUCCUAGUGCUGCUCUGAAGAAGCAAAGCGAAGGUUCAUCUUGUGGCAAUAGAGGGAAGGAUGCUGUGGUCCUUGACUCUCCUCCUAGUGCUACUCUGAAGAAGCAAAGCCAAGGUUCAUCUAAUGGAAAUAGAGGGAAGAAUGCUGAUCCCAUUGAUCCUUAUCCUAGUGUUACUCUGAAGAAGCAAAGUGAAGGUUCUUCUUAUGGCAAUAAAAGAAAGAAUGAUGUGAUCACUGGCCCUUCUCCCAGUGUUACUCUGAAGAAACAAAGUCAAGGUUCAUCUAAUGGAAAUAGAGGGAAGAAUGGUGAGCCCAUUGACCCUUCUCCUAGUGCUACUCUGAAGAAGCAAAGCCAAGGUUCAUCUAAUGGCAAUAGAGGGAAGAGUGCUGUUGUCCUUGACCCUUCUCCUGGUGCUACUCUGAAGAAACAAAGUCAAGGUUCAUCUAAUGGCAAUAGAGGGAAGAGUGAUGUUGUCCUUGACUCUCCUCAUAGUGCUACUCUGAAGAAGCAAAGCGAAGGUUCAUCUAAUGGCUAUAGAGGGAAGGAUGCUGAGACCAUUGACCCUUCUCCUAGUGUUACUCUGAAGAAACAAAGCGAAGGUUCAUCUAAUGGCAAUAAAGGGAAGAAUGUUGACUCUCCUGGUACUCUGAAAACAGUAUAUGAAACCCGUUCUGCAACCUCAGGUUUGUCUGUUGAGGAAGUCCAUAAGCAGCCACAGAUGACUAGCAGUGGUGUUCGCAAGAGGAAGUAUAAAACUAUAAUUCAAGACAUAACGAAAGGCUCAGAGAGCGUUGAGAUAUCUCUGGUUGAUGUUAUCGGGACUGAGAAAGUGCCCACAUUUACUUACAUCCCUCAAAACAUUGUAUACCAAAGUGCUUAUGUCCAUGUGUCUCUUGCUCGGAUUUCCGAUGACGAUUGUUGCGCAACCUGCAAGGGAGACUGUCUUUCAGCCGACUUUCCAUGUGCUUGUGCUCGUGAAACCAGCGGAGAAUAUGCUUAUACCAAAGAUGGGUUGCUAAAGGAGGACUUUCUUGACACUUGUCUUAAGAUGAAAAAGGCACCAGAUACGUUCAGUAGUUUUUACUGCCAAGACUGCCCUUUAGAGGAAGAUAAUGGGAAAUGUCAAGGACACUUAAUCAGGAAGUUCAUUAAGGAAUGCUGGAGAAAGUGUGGAUGUGAUAUGCUGUGUGGUAAUAGAGUAGUACAGAGAGGGAUAAAGUGCCAACUGCAGGUUUACUUUACUCCAGAAGGGAAAGGAUGGGGUGUUAGAACACUGCAAGACUUGCCGAAAGGAACCUUUGUCUUUGAAUACAUUGGUGAAAUCUUGACCAACACGGAGUUAGACGACCGGAAUCUAAGAUUUAGUAGUGAACGGCAUACAUAUCCUGUAACUCUGGAUGCAGACUGGGGUUCUGAAAAAGAUCUGAAUGAUGAAGAAGCUCUCUGCCUGGAUGCUACAUUCUGUGGAAAUGUCGCUAGGUUUGUUAAUCACAGAUGUGAGGAUGCAAACUUGAUUGAUAUUCCGGUACAGAUAGAGACUCCUGAUAGACAUUAUUACCAUAUUGCCUUUUUUACCAAUCGAGACGUGAAGGCCAUGGAAGAACUGACAUGGGAUUACAUGAUAGACUUCAGUGAUGAAAGUCAUCCCGUGAAGGCAUUUAGAUGUUCCUGCGGAAGCGAAUUAUGCAGAGAUAUAAAAUCAAAAGGAUCUCGAGGCAAGCCGGGAAUAAGAAGAAAGUUGGUUCAUGCUAAAAGACAACCAGAUACCAAAGCGGUGCCAUUAAAGCGGAGAUGAGGCUGAUCAGUAAAAAGUAAAAACAUUUAGAAAACGCAUAUGCACUUUGAUCCAUCAUGAGCCUCUUGCUUAAUUCAUUAUGAUCGCAACAUUUCUUCUCUUAGAAAAUCACCUUUCUUUAGGUAAAAUGAUCUGAAACUGAACAGAUUCUUAUGGUAAGCUGACAAAGAUUUUUCGGACAGAUAUAAACUCAUUGUUAAUGGUUGUUCUACAGAUUUCAUUGCCAAUGUCAAAUAUAUAAACCAUUAUGCCUUCUUAUAAGAAAU